UUCUCCACUUGCUUAAAAAGUUAAACCGCGAGGUUUUCCCCCAAUUCUCUUCCUAUAAUUCCCGCCGCAACUACAAAAACAAAACUCUUCAGUCAAUAUAUCUGUAUCCGGAUUGAAAUUUCAUGGUACUUUCAGAUCCGUAGUAAUUACUAAACUCUUCAUUUUCUUAUUUAGGGUUUUCUAAUUUCCAUUCACCAUAAACCCUGAACGAACUGUUUAGCGUUCAUCUUGAUUUUACCAGAUUUUUAUCAUCUUGAUUUUAUUGGUUGAGUGCUUUUGAUUUCCCUCAACAAGACCUGCUGGCUGGAGUGUUGUAAAAUGGAUGAUGACAAUGGUGUAAGUGGCGUUAGUAAUACGAAGCGUGAAUUGGAUUCCGAUGAUUCUGAGUUGGCUGCAAAGAGAUCCAAAAUUAGUGAGUGCUCGGAGAAAGAAGAGGAGAAACAAAAUGGAUGUGAAGAAGUGAAAACAAGUCAGUUGGUGUUAUUAGAGAAGAACGAUGAUUGCCAGUCUGAGUCAGUAAAUGGAGGAAUUGUAGGUGAUAAUAAUCAGUCAGUAAAGGACAAUGUGUUAUCUGAUCAGAAGAGCUCGAUUCCGGUUACUAAGUUGCCGUGUACUAUAGAAGCAGAUGCAGCAGAAGAUAAGGGUUCUAGGCAUACCAUGGAGGAUGCAUCAGUUGUACUUCUUGAUGCAAGCUUACAAGUUCCUGGGAAAUUGAGAUGUGCUCAUUUUGCCAUAUAUGAUGGGCAUGGAGGUCGAUUGGCUGCUGAAUAUGCUCAGAAGCAUUUACAUGCAAAUGUUCUUUCAGCAGGAUUACCACGUGAGUUGAUGGAUGUAAAAGCUGCAAAAAUGGCCAUCCUUGGCGGUUUCCGGCGGACUGAUGAAUUGCUUCUUCAAGAAAGCACUGCAGGAGGAUGGCAAGAUGGAGCCACGGCUGUCUGCGUCUGGGUUUUAGGGCAAAAAGUUUUUGUUGCCAACAUUGGAGAUGCAAAAGCGGUGGUAGCUCGAUCAUCUUCAGUAAAUGACUCACAGAGUCAUUUGGAUGGAGCAAAUCCGUUGAAGGCUAUUGUUUUGACAAGAGAACACAAAGCUAUCUAUCCCCAAGAACGUACUCGUAUUCUGAAGGCUGGUGGUUCUGUAAGCUCAAAUGGACGGUUGCAGGGGCGCCUUGAGGUUUCCAGGGCCUUUGGUGAUCGCAAUUUCAAGAAGGUCGGUGUGAGUGCAACCCCAGAUGUUCACUCGUUUGAUCUUACAGAAAGAGAUCACUUCAUUAUUCUUGGCUGUGAUGGUUUAUGGGGGGUUUUUGGAGCAAGUGAUGCUGUUGAUUUUGUUCAAAAGCAGUUAAAGGAGGGCUUAUCUGUUACUGCAGUGAGCCGCCGUCUUGUAAGAGAAGCUGUCCGUGAGCGACGCUGCAAGGAUAAUUGCACGGUCAUUGUUAUCGUUUUCAAGCACCACGUGUGAUUGGUAUGAACUCUUUACUUCCAAUUUUAGAGGAACCUUUGUACUGGUUAUUUCGUAGCUAUAACCAUAAGACUUGGCAAUUCCCUGAAAACUAAAAAAAGAUGUAUCGAUUAUUGACAGUAAAUAUCAGCUGUGAAUCUCAAAAACCUUUUGAAAUUGUUUGGUUAAGAUGUAUGAGCCAUCUUUGAUUUAUCUUCA
Papaver somniferum (opium poppy) is the source of this 1656-nucleotide messenger RNA. RefSeq names its product probable protein phosphatase 2C 8. Lineage: Eukaryota; Viridiplantae; Streptophyta; Magnoliopsida; Ranunculales; Papaveraceae. The transcript is spliced from 10 exons. Gene Ontology annotation, biological process: protein dephosphorylation. Gene Ontology annotation, molecular function: protein serine/threonine phosphatase activity. The record is from RefSeq and is a predicted model, not a curated record. The coding region runs from base 319 to 1458 and encodes 379 amino acids.